Symbiodinium natans is the source of this 306-nucleotide messenger RNA. Lineage: Eukaryota; Dinophyceae; Suessiales; Symbiodiniaceae. The record is from the annotation of a GenBank genome assembly.
AUGCAAGAAGCACGACGGGCAGCAGAGCAAUAUGAAUUUCAGCCGGACUACACGCUACUUCAGUAUCAAGCAAAAUGCCGCGACCUUGCACCUUACCAGUAUGGUUCUUGGGGAGGUUCGAUUGUGGAGGACUUUCUGGAGGUGGUCACCAACUUUGCCCUGUUAUCCAUGUUCGGUGUCUUGGUGCCUUGGCUGGCUAUCCUGGCUGUCCCGGUGAACAUCAUGGUCUUCAGGCUGAUGGCCUUUCGUAUGACUCGCAUCACUUGCCGUCCUCUGCCACAUGGAGCUGAAGGCCAUCCGUGGUGA